AUGGAUGGUAGAGGUAGGCAGCGCGACGGGAGAAGUCCGGAGGUCGAAAGGAGAGCACGUGAUACAAAGCUAGGCCUAGAGAGGAUAGCUGGCUUGGCGCACACAUCCCGUAAGCGAACCCAGGAAAUUGUGGCUAGCCUCAAGGAACUCCAUCGCAACGACAACACCAUCGACAUCUCGACAGCACGACACACCGUCACGAUGCCGAGCCACAAGUCCUUCCGCACCAAGCAAAAGCUUGCCAAAGCUCAAAAGCAGAACCGCCCAAUCCCCCAGUGGAUCCGCCUGCGAACCGGCAACACCAUCAGGUACAACGCCAAGCGACGACACUGGCGCAAGACCCGCAUCGGCAUCUAAACAUCCCACUCACCCUCUCCUCUCUCGAUUCUCGAUCUCAAACUUCUUCACCUCAAAUGAACGGUACAGGAGUGGAUUUCACGAUGGCAGGCGAGCGGAUGGUGCUCAAGGCGGGGUGGUGAUGGAUGCAUUUCAUGAUGAGGGGUGGCGGAUCACGAAUACCACGCACUCACUCUGGCGCUUGGGGUCUGAAAAUUCUACGGCUUAGGCAGUGAAUACAAUGCACUUGCUGGUCUAAACAAUUCAACGAGCGGAUAGUGAUUGAAUGUGCAUUCUGUAUGCUCGCUAUGGUCCCAGGCAACGGGUUGAUGGAGGCAGACUGCUCGUAAAGCUGAAUGAUGAGGCUACUUCUUCGCCGUCCAUU
This is a messenger RNA of Trematosphaeria pertusa, 721 nucleotides long. RefSeq lists its product as uncharacterized. The coding region runs from base 1 to 357 and encodes 118 amino acids. Gene Ontology annotation, biological process: translation. Gene Ontology annotation, cellular component: ribosome; cytosolic large ribosomal subunit. The record is from RefSeq and is a predicted model, not a curated record. The transcript has 3 exons. NCBI's taxonomy places the organism in Eukaryota, Fungi, Ascomycota, Dothideomycetes, Pleosporales, Trematosphaeriaceae. Gene Ontology annotation, molecular function: structural constituent of ribosome.